CUGUCUGUCCGGCCCACAGUGAGACUCCACCGCAGCCUCAAGUACUUUUUGAGAGUUCAAGGUUUUGCUUUCGUGACAGCUCGGCUGGCACAAACGCUGGAUAGAAAAGGGCUGGAAGACGUGUUACCGCGACGGAAAGCCUCGUCAUUAACGACAAGAUGUUGAACAUGUGGAAAGUUAGAGAACUGGUUGAUAAAGCAACCAAUGUUGUCAUGAACUAUUCAGAAGUUGAAUCUAAGGUUAGAGAGGCCACAAAUGAUGACCCGUGGGGACCCUCAGGCCAACUAAUGGGAGAGAUAGCCAAAGCCACUUUUAUGUAUGAGCAGUUUCCAGAAGUGAUGAACAUGCUGUGGUACCGAAUGCUCAAAGACAACAAGAAAAACUGGAGAAGAGUUUACAAGUCUUUGCUGCUGCUGGCUUACCUGGUCCGAAAUGGAUCUGAGCGGGUGGUCACCAGUGCGAGAGAGCACCUGUAUGACCUGCGCUCCAUUGAGAGCUAUCACUUCGUAGAUGAGAAUGGAAAAGACCAAGGCAUCAAUGUGCGGCAGAAGGUGAAAGAGAUGGUGGAGUUUGUACAGGACGAUGACCGACUCAGAGAGGAGAGGAAGAAGGCCAAGAAAAACAGGGACAAAUACAUUGGUGUGUCCUCUGAUAGCAUGGGGGGCUUCAGAUAUGGAGACAAGUUUGACUCACGCUCAAAGUGGGACGAUGACUGGGAAGGCAAUAAAGGGGCUUUCCCCUUCAGUGAGAAACUGGGAGAGAUCAGUGACAAGAUCGGCAGCACCAUCGACGACACAAUCAACAAGUUCCGCAAGAAAGACAGAGAUGACUCGCCAGACAGAUUCAGUGAGAAUGAGGAGGACAGGCAAGGGGCACGGAAUGGGCAAUCUGGCAAGACUGAGUUCAAAGACGAAGAGGAGACAGUGACAACCAAAAGUGUUCAGAUCGUUCAGGCCACAGAGACCACUGCCACUCGAAAGCGAGGGGGCAUCCCCUCAAAAACCAUAGACCUGGGGGCAGCCGCCCAUUACACCGGAGAUAAGUCUGCCACUAAUGUAAACAGCAGCAAGACAACUGACUCAGGUGCCAGCCAACCCAGUGGUGGUCUUGUGGACUUGUUCAUGGCAGAUCCUGUACCUACACAGCCUGUCUCUACAGGUUUAAGCUCAGACCUAAUUGGAGGCUUUGCUGAUUUCUCUUCACCUGCAGCUACAGCCAGUCUUCCUUCAACAACUGCCUCAGCAUCCAGUGGUAAUGGGGAAUUUGGGGACUGGAAUGCUUUCUCAGGAGCACAGCCCGCUGCACCUGCUGCUACGCCUGCAGGGACAGAACUGUUUGCAGGCCUGCAGACUGCCCCUGUUUCUGCCUCUGCUGCACCCUCUGCAGACCUCUUCGACCUCAUGGGCCCAUCUGUCACCACCAACAUCAGUGCGUCCCAAAGUAUGAACUUCUCCAUGAUCAGCACUCCGAACACGGGACUGCCCAUGUCCAAAUCUCAGCCUCUACAGAGUAUGGGGACUCCACUGGUACCCCAGCAGCCUGAGGUCCAAAAGCAAGAAGCCAAGCCUCCCAUUCCCUCCACCUGGUCUGAUUCCAACGUCAAUAUUAGCCUGGACUACCUGGGCCCCGGCAUGCAGCCUCCCAAGCCAUCUCAGCCCACGCUCAACAUGAUGCAGCAGCAAGGAGUCCCAGUCAAUAUGAUGACGCAGAGCUUUGCUGGCAUGAACCUCGGCAUGCAGCCCAGCCAAGCCCCCAUCCGACCCCUCACCAACCCCAUGAUGGGAAACAUGGGCAUGCAGUCUGGCCUUGCGGGAGGUGCUAUGGGUAUGGCUACCAUGGGAGGCAUGCCACUCAGUCAAGGCAUGAUGGGAAUGAACAUGAACGUGGGCAUGCCUACAGCCAGCAUGGGAAUGCAAGGCACCAUGGGGAUGGGGAUGUCAGUGCCAGUAAUGGGUAUGAGCUCUUCCAUGGUACCACCGAAACAAGACGCCUUUGCUGAUUUUGCCAAAUUUGGGAAAUGAACAGAAGAGCCAGAGCCUGUGUGCUAGGACAAUCUUUUCGGAAGGUGUGACUAUGAAGGAUUCCUUAUGAGCUACAAACAAAGAGUACUUGAAAGAUGUCGAUUACGGCCACCCACACUUCCUUGUUCCUCAAACAAUAGUAGAAAGGUUAAUAUGCUAUGCUCUUAUCAGUCUGGCCAAGGAGCCACAAUGAGAGUGGCAGGUUUGUUUUUUGUAUAAAUAAUUAGUGAUUACACAGGUUUCUUCCACUUUGAAUAUGACAUUGCUUUAAAUCUCAGAAUGGCAUAAAAGAAUGUGAUGACAAUGAGUAGCCUUAGUCAACUAUAUACUUAUCCCAUUUUCUCUCCUUAAUUUUAAUAUAAGCCCAGGCUAUUAGACUCUUUAGGUUUGGGUGAUCUUAUCAGAAGUUAUCCUGUGUCCUUGUCCAUCUUAUACAGAUUAACUUGUACCUUGUAAAUAUUGUUGCAAACAGACAAUAAGUUAUUUAAAUGCAAGAUUAUUAAUGAAUAAUAUUAAUAAUGAGGCCUUCUGACUGAUUUGAAUCAGUGCUGCCCGGUGGCGAGGCUGUUUGCUGUUUCAUCUUUAUACUUGUCAAAAUAUCCACACCGAUGUGCUGUGAAGUAGUUUUGAUCUGCGAAAAAGAAUGAGUGGAAAAUCGGACAAGAGCAACCAGCAUGGCCUUAGGGAUGGAUAUAUUUUUUAUAGAAAUCUGUUUUACAUCUAUAUGUAAAUGUAUGUCAGUUGAGCGCAGAGGCUGCGGUCAUUCAGUGUCCUUACACACACGGUGCCUAUCAACUUGCCUGUAUCUUUUUCGCUUAAAGAUUUCUUACCUAAGACAAUAUGAGAAUACAGUAUUUAUUACAGGUACUGUAGAAUAUCCAGUGGUGUAUAUGUGUGCACACUUUUAUUAUUUAUGUUUGUCCCCUCAUUUUCAGUGCAUGGCUAAUUUAUAUGGUGGUGACUAUAAUGUUUUGUUUUUUUUGUAGUAAACUAGGUCAUGGUGAGUGAUUUAUAUGAGACUGUCCUAAACAGAAUGAGGUUUGCCAUGCCAUACUGAUCUGCUCUGAGAGUGGAAUGUCAUAUCAUUAGGACCAUCACUGUGUUGUCAGGAGCAUCUGUUUCUUCUUCACUUUGCACUGACUUUAAUUACUAAAGCCUUCCAUGCCAUUCAGAAGCAUUAUAUACACACACAUGCACACACAAACAAAUGACCAAAUUCUGCCUUUUGUGCUCUUCUUUUUGUAAGGGACUGUUUGUUUUUCCUAGUCAGUAUGUAUGUUUGGUAGUGGUGAUGUAUGAGGGGUUAUGGAUCGUUACUGAGAAACACUAUACUUUUAUGCAAAUCUAAAACAACCAACAAAACGUCCCUCCUUUCUAAGUGUAUGUCUUCAGAUUCAUACACUGACUUGAUUGUACCCAUCAUGAUCUUUUAUGUAAAACAUAUUAAAGAGUUGAUUUUCA
Molecule: messenger RNA, 3482 nt
Organism: Colossoma macropomum (tambaqui)
Lineage: Eukaryota; Metazoa; Chordata; Actinopteri; Characiformes; Serrasalmidae
Gene: clint1a
Product: clathrin interactor 1a
Exons: 12
Coding region: 159-2021 (620 amino acids)
Biological process (GO): endocytosis
Cellular component (GO): plasma membrane; clathrin vesicle coat; endosome
Molecular function (GO): phospholipid binding; clathrin binding
Source: RefSeq, a predicted model, not a curated record